AUACGCUGCCGACCGCCCUACAUCGGCGUGCCCCAACUUGCAAUUUGUGCCCCUGGCAAUGAGACGGCAAAGCUUCAGAGCGAGGAACUGCGCUUCACGCGGCCCUACUGUGACCUGGAGGUUUGUCCAGAUCCAGAUCCCCUUCCGCCAGGCUACGAGCGAGUCGGAGAGGGCUUCCGCUGCCUGCCGGGCUUU
Molecule: messenger RNA, 195 nt
Organism: Symbiodinium sp. CCMP2456
Lineage: Eukaryota; Dinophyceae; Suessiales; Symbiodiniaceae
Source: the annotation of a GenBank genome assembly